This is a messenger RNA of Aplosporella prunicola CBS 121167, 670 nucleotides long. RefSeq lists its product as uncharacterized. Lineage: Eukaryota; Fungi; Ascomycota; Dothideomycetes; Botryosphaeriales; Aplosporellaceae. Bases 124 to 573 code for a protein of 149 amino acids. The record is from RefSeq and is a predicted model, not a curated record. The transcript has a single exon.
GCCGUGUUAUCAUAUGAUUGCUCCCGUUACAUCGGGAGCUGUGGACGGAGCGCAAAUCCGUCGCGGUUAAUUCGACCGCGUGUGCGCCAUAUUACGGGUUAAUAUGGGAACUUUUUAUUAAAAAUGACAGACAGUAUAAGCGGGUGGAGUAGAAAACCCCCUAUUGAUUUGAACGCAGUCGAACCGACAAAGCUCGCAGUAUUGUACGCACCACAGCCAGUCCCACCCAGCCACAAAACCGUAUUUUUGGUUGGCAUACCUACGCCUCUCACAUCAUCCACAGCAGCAGCAGCAGCAGAAGAUAAACGUCGCAUCCGUCCCACCCCCAAACCGCCUGCACGCCGCCAGAACCGCACCGCGCCGAACCGCUCUCACUGCAACAUAGUAAAGAAAAAAGAAAGUAUGAGUAAGAGGUCUCGAGGGGUAUGUAGAUUUGUUUCUGCCUCUUCGCUUUUUAUCUCACCCGAUUCAUCCGCCCGCCGCCCACUAUACCAUACCGCCCAUCAGCAACACCCGCUCGUAACACUCGGAACACCGGAAGAAGAAAGAGAGAGGAAGAAAAAAGAACACUAAAAGUAGGUAAGAGAGUGUGAAGAAACUGAAGCAGAAGAACAGAAGCAACGCCGCGCAGAACCAGUGUUAAAUGAGAAACUAGGUAAACUUUCAGCGA